This is a messenger RNA of Purpureocillium takamizusanense, 993 nucleotides long. Its product is annotated as Pyridoxine 4-dehydrogenase. Lineage: Eukaryota; Fungi; Ascomycota; Sordariomycetes; Hypocreales; Ophiocordycipitaceae. The record is from RefSeq and is a predicted model, not a curated record. Gene Ontology annotation, cellular component: cytoplasm. The transcript has 3 exons. Bases 1 to 993 code for a protein of 330 amino acids.
AUGACUGUCCAAGUUACUGGCAAGCAAGUCGGCCCUAUUGGCUUUGGGCUUAUGGGCUUGACAACUGGCGGCGCCCAGACCGACGAGCAGCGCUUCGCAGCCAUCAAGGCUGCUCUUGAGUCCGGCUGCAACUACUUCAACGGAGGCGAGUUUUAUGGCACGCCAGAGGAGAACUCUCUCUCGAUGCUGAGGCGAUAUCUGGCCGCACAUCCCGAGGACGCCGACCGCAUCGUCCUCAACGUCAAGGGCGGUCUUGGUCCAGAUAUGAGCCCCGCGGGAUCCAGGAAGGACGUAGCCAAGAGCCUCGACAACGUACUGCGGAUGCUCGGUCCCCAAGGACGCAUCGCACAGUUUGAGGUCGGCAGAAAAGACCCCAAUGUCGACUAUGAGGAGGAAACGCUGGCCACGAUUGAUGAAUAUGUCAAGAGCGGCAAGAUUGGCGGCAUCUCCCUGAGCGAAGUCAGUGCCGCCACGAUCCGCAGCGCUGCCGAGCGUUUCAAGAUCACGGCGGUGGAGACGGAGCUGUCAUUGUUCCACACGGAUCCCCUCACCAACGGCAUCCUCGAGGCAUGCGGCGAGCUGGACAUCCCGGUUGUAGCAUACUCACCUCUUGGUCGAGGAUUCCUCGGCGGGCAGCUCAAGUCGCUUGACGACCUCCCCGCCAACGACCGCAAGCGCAUCUUCCCGCGCUUCCAUGAAGACAACUUCUACAAGAACCUCGAGCUCGUGCGCGCAGUGGAGGGUCUCGCAAAGCGCAAGGGGUGCACGACCGGGCAGGUCGCCAUCGGAUGGGUCGUGGCGAUGUCGAGGCGGCCCGGCAUGCCCACAAUCAUCCCCAUCCCCGGAUCGUCAAAGGCGGAACGCGUCCGGGAGAACGCAACCGUGGUGCAACUCACGGACGCUGAGCUGCAGGAGAUUGAUGAGAUUCUCAAGACGUUUGUGCCCGCCGGCCCGAGGUACCCCGAUCGAUUCAUGGCGUAUGUCGAGGGAUAG